Messenger RNA from Acanthaster planci (crown-of-thorns starfish), 2070 nucleotides. RefSeq lists its product as uncharacterized. Gene Ontology annotation, cellular component: external side of plasma membrane. Gene Ontology annotation, biological process: immune response; cell surface receptor signaling pathway; cellular response to lipopolysaccharide. The record is from RefSeq and is a predicted model, not a curated record. Lineage: Eukaryota; Metazoa; Echinodermata; Asteroidea; Valvatida; Acanthasteridae.
AGUAGAAGUUUGUGACAAGGUUGGACCUAGCCGGCCACCUGCCGUUAUCGGCUGCACUCAGAAUUCUUCGUAUACCGACCGAGUGUGUGAGGCACGAAUACAGAACGACGCCACGCCCUACAACCUGACUUGUGUCAUGGAUCAAGUCAAACCUGCCGUUCACCUAAGGUGGAUCCGUUUGUAUCUAGGUGGAUUUACAGAACUCAACGCUUCUACCACGACCAAGCCUGUAGUUCUACCCCCGUACACUGGUUUGUCGUUGAGAAACAACACGUACUCGACUUCGGCAUCCAUCCAAGUAAACGAUGUCAGCGAUGAUGCAGUCUAUCAGUGUGAGGCAGUGGGUGUUGCUGUAGGCAGAGGCAGUCGCAUGACAGUACACUUCACAAAAAAUGUCCACACCACAUCGACACGUGACGAUAUGCAGCCAUCUAUCAAACAAGCUACAACACCCGCUUUGGAUUAUGACGUGACAAUAACUGAAUCUGAGGCAGCAGGAAUAAACCGAGGGCUGAUUGCCGUAGUAGCUGUGCUUUCUGUCUUAUGCUUCACCUCCAUCAUUUACAGUAUACACGUGAGGAUUAACCAACUGAAGUGUCUCUUUCGAAAGGGCUGCGUUUGCUCCAGCCUUCCAGCGCCAAACGACUGCUCUGAGCUCAACGUGCCAAGAACAAGACUUAGUGUAGUUCGCUGAACAUCACUAGAAUAACAUCUUUUCAAAUGGACGAAAUGAACGUGAUCUUGGGCCUAAAUAUCAUUUGCUUUUUCGUAAUCUGAAUAAGGCAGAUUGGUCUCCAGCCUGUAACGCGUUGAUCUUCGUACUUGGUCAUGUUUUGAAAACUCUCCUGAAGAAAUGUGAUGGACAUCAAUAUCAAUUAAGAUGUCAAUUUAGAUUCAUUCUGCUUGAAACAUUGGCGUGGCGACGUUGUCUCAAACCCACAUGAUUCUCUUCCAAAAAGAAAAAGAACUAUGAAGAGGUAAAAAAGAUACUACUCAGCGCUCCUCGUGUCAGUAAAAGCUUUUCUGCAUUUUGCAAGUAUCAGUUUUAUUCUGAUUAACAGCCGUUGCUGAUUCUGGUGCAAUUUCUGUUGUUUGGUUUUAAACCAGCAACUCUGGGAAGAAAAUAAAUUGAAAACUGAUGACGUAGAACCAAUGUUGGCUACAUCAUAAGCUUACAGAAUAAAGGUACCUUGCACACGUGCUGCCGAUAUUUCUAAAAUCUCACAGGAAUUUCACAGAUUUCCUCUUAGAUGCAACCUACAUUAUUAGGCUGUAAUUUAUAUUACAUUACAUAUUGCAUUUUACUUACUUUAACAGGCAUUCGGGCCGCAUUCAGUGUAUACUGGUGUGUGCUACUUUUAUCUGUGUAAUCUGAUGUUAACAAUUAUCUGUAUAAUUAUAGCUCUGUGCCCUUGGACAUAACAGCCAUUAUUUACCGCAUUCGUAAACAUAAUAUUAUGUCUACUUACACAUAAAAUGCUGCAAAUUGUCAAGCUUAAUUUGUUUUACUUUUUGUGUAAUCUGUUUCUAGCAAUCAUCUGUAUAUAGCACUGUGCUCCUGGACACGUUACGGACCACUUAAUCCGGCCCAUUAUUUGCCACAUUAAUAAAUAUAACACAUGUGCAUGUAUCUACUUAAAAAUAACAUGCUGUAAAUUGUCUAGGUUUCCUCCUUAAGAAUAUGCAAAUCUUCCAAAGUACUUAUGUCUGUUUAAAUAUCAAAAAGCUAGGACGUACAAUUUUCCCGUGGUUAACUCUUUGAAUGAGAUUCCCUGUUAAUAAAUUGUCAAUUAGAACGGAAUGUAGGAAUUUAAAUGUCAAUAAAUAGUAUCGAUGUCAGGCUUCAGCAAUCCUCAGCGUCACUGACUCGUAGCAUCGGGGAGUAUUAUUUUUUUGUAGCAAAUAAUUACCGCAUUGCUUUGUGAUUUAAGAGUAAUAUCAUUACAGUGUAUUUGCUGCCACUGAUCAGAGAAUUUCUUCCCAGUAAAAUAUAUGAGGUCAAAGAGUAUUUAAAAUUAAACAGUAUUUUGUAAAAAGAAUAAAGCAUUGGGAUGCAUAGUUGUUUGAGUC